Molecule: messenger RNA, 1892 nt
Organism: Daldinia decipiens
Lineage: Eukaryota; Fungi; Ascomycota; Sordariomycetes; Xylariales; Hypoxylaceae
Product: FAD dependent oxidoreductase
Exons: 2
Coding region: 253-1734 (493 amino acids)
Molecular function (GO): sarcosine oxidase activity; L-pipecolate oxidase activity; proline dehydrogenase activity
Source: RefSeq, a predicted model, not a curated record
CUUACACCUGAUUCUUACAUCUACAUACAGUACAUGUAUCUAUCUAACCUAGUCAAAUUAAAGGCGCUACAUAUGUAUUCAAGUGUGGAGCAUCUCGACGUGGUUCCCGCAUCGGCGCCAGUGCGGGGAGUAUAAGGAGUCCAAAUAUAUAUAACUAACUAAUUCAUAGUCCAUAUCUUCUUCGAAUAUUAACUAUCAUUGUUAAUAACUAUCUUCGUAACUCUCAUAUCUAUUUCUUAGGAAAUAAUUAUUAUGCCACUAACAACGCAACUGUCGCCAGAAGGUUUGUCUAUGACUGAGGUUCUAUCCUGUCCAACCCCAGUCCUCCAAGACAUCACUCUCGAUCCAGAUAUGGACCCCAAGCAUGACCCCCCUACUAGCAUCCUGAUCAUAGGCGCCGGAGUAUUCGGACUUAGCACCGCCCUCGCGUUGACCAAGCGCCCAGAGUUCGCGUCUACCUCUAUAACUGUCCUAGACCGAUCCCCGGAGCCUGGUGUGUUCCCAUCCCGUGACGCUUCCUCUAUCGACUCGUCGAGGAUCAUCCGGGCCGAUUAUGCGGAUCCGGCCUACGCGGCCUUAGCAUCAGAGGCACAAGUCCAUUGGCGGCAGACCGAUCCGGCCUCUCUCGGUGGCGAGGGGCGGUACACCGAGUCCGGGUUCAUACUAGGAGCCGACUCCGAGCCGUUGGUGCGUGAUAACGGGUCGUCAACCGGUCUUGCCUAUGCUAGGAGGAGCUGGGUGAAUUCAAUGGCGCUUGCACAUAAGGAAAGACGACCUUUAAGCUCAAUUCGCGUUUUGAAGAACCAGUGGUCUAUCGGCGUGGUGUCUGGCACGGGAGGCGAGUUCGCUUACUGGGGAUAUCUAAAUACGGCGAGUGGGUGGGCAGACGCCGAAGCAAGCAUGAAGUGGUACUACGAGCGUGUCACUGCCACGGGUCGUGUAACCUUUGUUAACGGGACCGCCGAAAGCCUCGAGACAAACGAAUCGUUAAGGAGGGUUACCGGGGCGCGACUUAAGGAUGGCAGCACGCUAUCAGCCGAUCUCGUAGUCGUCGCCGCAGGCGCUUGGACACCUACGCUAGUAGAUCUCUCGACACAGGCCGUGGCCACCGGCCAGACUCUAGGCUAUAUGGACAUCACUGAAGAAGAGCAGAAGAGGUUAGAAAAGGUUCCAGUGAUGCUAAACGUAUCGACAGGUCUCUUCGUGAUACCUCCGCGUAAUCGUGUGCUCAAGAUUGCAAGGCAUGCAUAUGGAUAUAUAAAUCCCAAACCGGUAUCAAAACCACCCCUAGGAGUUCCCGGCUCGACAACGCCGGAGCUAAUCUCACAGCCGUAUACGCAUCUCGACGAUGCUAGUCUCUCGAUUCCAGCGGAUGCCGAGAAAGUACUACGGGAUGGUUUACAGAAAAUAAUACCUUGGCCAGAAUUACAAGAUCGACCUUUUUCCCGAACUCGACUGUGCUGGUAUACAGAUACCGCGACAGGAGAUUGGAUAAUAGAUUACCAUCCAUAUUGGCAAGGUUUGUUUGUUGCUACAGGAGGAAGUGGGCACGCAUUCAAAUUCCUACCAGUUAUUGGUGAUAAAGUAGUAGACACGAUUACAGGAAAAUGCCCUGAAGAACUUCGGAGAAAAUGGAAAUGGAGAUCCUCAAAUACUACCGAGAUUAUAGUAACAGAGGACGGGAGUCGGGGUGGACAACCGGGACUAAUACUAGAAGACGCAAUGAGAACAUAAACCUACAAAUCCAAUCUAACUAGACAAAUCACAAAGAUCACGAGUCAAAACGCGGGAAUGCCAAUUAUAAAUCGAUGGGUGAAUAGAUGUAUGAUUUGCUUAAGGAAGAACCUCAAGUAACGAUAAUCCAUCUCUGAAGUCCAAACGAUGUUCUGUAA